AUGGACCGGGUACACGAGAUGUACCAGGACAUGGCACAGGACCACAUACACAGCGUGGUGGACUUUUGCACGGGGUCUUUGCGGUACAGUUCAAUAGUCGCACUGCUGGCCGCCAUCCUCGCGGCCAUAACAAGUUACAUCAUAUACCAACUCUACUUCCACCCCUUGGCAUCAUAUCCCGGACCUUUACUCGGACGACUCACACGAUUAUAUGAUGUGUACCACGCAUAUAUCGGCGACAAACAUAUCCUCUUCUAUCACUUACACAAGCAAUACGGCACGAUAGUGCGAUUCUCGCCAAAUUCCCUCUCAAUCAAUGACCCAGCAGCGUUGAAGGUCAUCUACGCCCAUGGAGCGAAUGUGCAAAAGUCAGAGUUCUACAAAUGCUUCCGAGCAGCACCACAGGCCAUUUCUACUUUGCUCGCAACGGAAAGGCAGCAUCAUGCCCGCAAACGCCGGAUCAUGGGCCAGGCCUUUGCGGACUCUGCGCUGAGAGGUUUCGAACAGUAUGUUGUUGGACAUGUAGAAGACCUGGUCGACCGGAUCGGAGAAGCGACCAAACAGGCUUCCUCAAGCACGAGCGGCGAGAAGCAAGGCUGGAGUUUGCCCAUGGAUAUGGCGAGUUGGUCUAAUUGGCUCGUCUUCGAUAUCAUGGGAGACUUGGUUUUCGGUCGAUCUUUCAACACGCUCAAGAGAGCAGAGAAUAGACGUGGGAUAUACUUGCUGGGAAGGGCGGCGAGGAGAAAUUACGUCGUUGCUGCUAUGCCUACGUUGCUCUACACUGGACUGGAAAAGGUGUUUCCCUUAUUGAGAGGGCUCUAUCUAGAUCGUUGUCAAUACCUCGCGUUUGGUAAGAAGCAGGUCAUGGAGAGGACAAAGGAAGGUGGUUUUGGUCAGCCUGGUAGUCCAUCAAUGGAGUCUGGCCGUCGUGAUAUCUUUUCCUUCCUGCUUCAUGCUAAAGAUCCGGAAACUGGCGAGGGAAUGCCCAUGGCUGAGUUGUGGAUGGAAGCAAACACGUUGAUCGUCGCUGGUAGCGACACAACUUCCACAACCCUGUCGGCCGUUCUUUAUUAUCUGCUUCAUAACACUCACACUCUCCGCCGUCUGGAGCAAGAAGUCAGAGGCGCAUUCUCUUCCGCCGAUGAAAUUGUCACGGGCAGCAAAAUGCAAUCCUGCACCUACCUUCGCGCUUGCAUAGACGAAACGAUGCGAAUGACCCCACCAGUCGGAGGAAUUCUUCCUCGAGAAGUUCUCCCAGGAGGCCUAGCGAUCCCAGCUUUAGGAGUGGACUUGCCAGCAGGGAUAGAUGUUGGCGUACCCAUCUACGCCAUUCAUCAUCAUGAAGAAUUUGUAACGGAUCCCUUUACGUUCGACCCUUCCCGCUGGCUACCUGUGGCAGAGGGCGAGGAGGCGCACAAACAAGACAAAGACGCCCUGAUGGCCGUCUGGAAUCCCUUUUCGCUUGGACACCGAGGCUGUCUGGGCAAACCUUUGGUGUAUAUGGAACUCUGUAUUGCCAUUGCCAGGAUGGUUUGGGACUUCGAUAUGCGAGUUAGUGCAGAGCAGUAUGUGAGCGAGUUUUUGAAGGAGGAUAUUAAACGGGGGAGGAGAAGGAAAGAAGAGUAUCAGCUGCUAGACUGGUUCAUGAGUUGGAACCAAGGGCCCUGGGUGGAUUUCAGGAGAAGAAGCAUGUGA
Molecule: messenger RNA, 1695 nt
Organism: Ramularia collo-cygni
Lineage: Eukaryota; Fungi; Ascomycota; Dothideomycetes; Mycosphaerellales; Mycosphaerellaceae
Product: related to cytochrome P450 67
Exons: 2
Coding region: 1-1695 (564 amino acids)
Molecular function (GO): iron ion binding; oxidoreductase activity, acting on paired donors, with incorporation or reduction of molecular oxygen; monooxygenase activity
Source: RefSeq, a predicted model, not a curated record